AUGGCAACAGCUUCGAGGGACGCGCUUGCACCAGCGAUGGCCACAAGAAAAACAGCUAGUCGUAGGCAGACUAGCAAACAGAGAGUCUUGUCGGCAGGCAAGUCCAAAGAUCCAGCCUCGUUCGAGAAAUUGGAGAACCCAGAAGCUACCAUUGCUGGGUAUUGCGGAUGCAAUGAUAUCGGCAUCUUUCGGCGCUUCUACCUAAGCCCUCUGGUCCUACCAUAUUACAUCAAAAGCCUGUCCUACCAGGGUUACAGUCGACGAACAGUGCUUUCAUACCUCGGCGACCUUCCCUCCGAUCGAUGGGGUAGUGAUGAAGACCCACAGAAAGUCUACCCGUUCGACAAGGAUGCACAGGACAAAGAUUCGAAGGACGACCGAAACCCAAACUAUGGGAUGGCUCUCGUGGUCUGUCAGAUGCUGCGCGGAUUGCAGAAAGGACUUUCGAGUAAGACGCCCAAGAUUGACGCAGCAAAGUUCACUGAACUCACCGAUUGCACACUCCCGACGGGACCAGCGUUAUCCAAAGACGAGGUGCCAUCAUUCGGACCAUUCUCCGAGAUAGGCGAGUCCGCGUUAGAAGCACAUAAUAGGUGCUUAUGUCUGUUUGCUCAUCUCAAAUAUACCACUUCGAAGUCGCAAUGGGAUAGAAGAUUCCAUGGAAAGUCGGCUUGGGAUGGUUCAGUCCUUGUAUCCAUCGAAUAUCUUCCAGAUUGGAUGCGAGCCCAUCAACCAGUCGCUAUAGUGGAUGCACCCGACGAAUACACGGGCCCGCCGGCAGAGGUCACACAGUCCGUUACUGUGGUGUGGAAGCACGAGUCAAAAAACAGGAAGAACGCCGAUCAUGUGAAGGAGAUGAGCGACCGGGAUGAGUUGACUCAAGUACCCAAGUGUGUCGACGUUACCCUUACCAAGUCAAUGCUUGGUCCCGAAGCCCGCGACCGCAUUCGCGAGGCGUUCAAACUGCACAAGUUUGAUGCCCAACUUGAGCAGCUUACUCUCCAUCAAGCCGGAAAUGACUUUCCGGCGCUUCAAGCCAACUGGGAGACGAUUUUCGACACAGUAGUAAGAUACCCCGACUCUACCUUCACCUGUCUGUUUAGGCUUCGCGACGACGGCGAGAGUACAUGGGAGUACGGCGGACCACCGGCUGUUCUCCGCGAUUUCCUUGAAGCUGAGCACAGAGACGUCGUACUCAAAAACAAACCGACACCAGAAAAGUCGGAGCAAGUACUGCAGGGAUUCGUCAAGAACGCGACAGCAAGCAUUCCAGGCAAGUGCUUGUAG
Molecule: messenger RNA, 1287 nt
Organism: Alternaria burnsii
Lineage: Eukaryota; Fungi; Ascomycota; Dothideomycetes; Pleosporales; Pleosporaceae
Exons: 1
Coding region: 1-1287 (428 amino acids)
Source: RefSeq, a predicted model, not a curated record